AUGGCCAGAAAACGCCGUUCAAGGAACUUGGAAACUUAUCAUCAUGAUCAUCCAAUCUCAGAGCUCCCAACCGAAAUCAUAUUCUCUCAUAUACUCCCACGGCUACCAGCAGAGGUUCUGAUAAGGUGUAGGUGCGUAUGCACGUCUUGGUCCUCCCUCAUCCGCAGCCCUUCCUUUGUCGCCGCCUGUCACAACUUUCGCUGCAAUGACAGCAACAAGAGCAUCACUAACUUCCUUUUCAAAAAGGAGAAACAACGAGCCGCGAAAAAGGAGAAACUACGACCCCGCUGGUCAAAACACGUGCUCUUCUCCUAA
Messenger RNA from Prunus armeniaca (apricot), 315 nucleotides. Lineage: Eukaryota; Viridiplantae; Streptophyta; Magnoliopsida; Rosales; Rosaceae. The record is from the annotation of a GenBank genome assembly.